Linepithema humile (Argentine ant) is the source of this 1878-nucleotide messenger RNA. Its product is annotated as thiol S-methyltransferase TMT1A-like. Gene Ontology annotation, molecular function: S-adenosylmethionine-dependent methyltransferase activity. NCBI's taxonomy places the organism in Eukaryota, Metazoa, Arthropoda, Insecta, Hymenoptera, Formicidae. The record is from RefSeq and is a predicted model, not a curated record.
AAUUAUAGUAAUUCUUUAAUAGAUUAUAGAAUAUAUAUAUAUAUGAAUUAAUCAUGAUGUUUGAACAUGCUUUAAGAUUAUCUGGAUGGCAAAAGUAAUUAUUUCUUUUUUUUUCUACUCGUAUUACAAACACUGAUCUGAAAAAAUGGCAAAUAUAAAAUUCGAGAAAAAUGAGAGAAGUUGCUGCACAAUAUAUCCUAACAUAAUUGAAAAUACUCAAGAUUUGGUACUGCUCAUAUUGCCAUAACUGCAGGAAAAUGGGAUUUAUGCAAUGUUAUAGUAUGGUCAAUGAAAGAAAUGGAACAAAAAUUUCACAAUUUACAUCACAUUAAAAAAAAUAGAAUUCAAAAAUAAUCUAAAGUAUGAUCAUAACUUGGAAGCACAGGAAAAAAACAAAAAUCAAAUAGUACAAAUGACCUAAUACAGGUGUUUUUAUCUAUUCAAAUAUCAAGAGAUGUGGCAAAACAGAUUUGUGAUGUAAAUUGCUUUCCAAUAUACAUCAAUUCCUUGACAAAUGUGGAACUGUUACAGAGCAAUCUAACGAUAAACAACUUAUAAUGAAUUCAACAAACUGCAAUAUUCUGAUUGUGGGGUAGAAACAACCAUCAGGCGGGAUGUGUUUUAUUCCAUUCGUAAUUCUCUCGAAUCAACGAACCACCGUGAAAACGGCCGGCCUUCUCUCCGCCCCAAUAUCGCAAACAAAACGCCUCUCCACGAACUCGCAAAAUGCGCCUCAAUGGAAUCUGCGCGCGUACGCGCACCGCAGAACGGAGUACACGCAUUCGGCCAAGCGGUUCAAAAUUGCUUGAUCGCGCUUUUUGUUUGUGGUCACUCUUGAAACAAGUGGUUGCUGCUUGGGAACAUUACUUUGUUUCAAAAAUGAGUAACUAUGACUUAUGGAUACGUGACAUACUGACAAGCUAUGGCGUGAUUACAAUGAUUAUUUUUUGCAUCAUGAUCUGGAUAAUACAAAAAUGGCCUAUAUGGCGAAAGAACAUAUACAGAGCUCAUCUUCUGGGACUUGAGAUGGAAUACGCCGAACUGGCCAGUCCGUAUAAAGAACACUUAUUUAAAGCGCUGCAAUGUGUUAUCUCCAAUGAUGAAAUGUUGCGAUCUAUGGGUUGCAUUCGCAUCCUCGAAAUUGGCAUUAAAACAGGUGAAAACAUACAAUUUUAUCCAGAGGGUACUCAUCUUAUUGGUGUCGAUUGGAACGUUAAGCUGGGCGAAUAUCUAGUCAAAGGGAGUCGUUCAUGUGAAUUUUCUCAUGUGAUUAUUGAACGGUUAAUAACAGGCGAUGGGAGUUCCUUGAAGGAAGUACCAACAGGAUGUGUGGAUGUAGUGGUGACAACUAGAUCAUUGUGUUGCGUAAAAUCAAUGCAAUCUACUCUGCAAGAAAUUCGCAGAGUAUUAGCUCCGGGUGGAAAAUAUAUUUUCGUGGAACACGUUCCAGAAAAAGAAAGCACUUUCAUACGAUGGUUGCAAAUAGCGUUGACGCAAACUGGCAUAUGGCCUUCUUUAUUUGGCGAUUGUCGCUUAGAUGCUGAUUGUACUGUGGAGAUAGAAAACGCAGGUUUUGAAAAAACAUCAUGGACAUUCUUAGAUCUGGAAGGAUAUGUUACCCAUCCAAUUUAUUUAACUCUCUCUAGACAACAUGUGUUUGGUAUAGCAACGAGAUAAAGAAUACAUUGAUGAAAACAUUUAUCAAUUCUAUUUUCUAUUAAAUUAUAAUAAAUAAUAUAUUUAUAUGCAUAAAAUUUAUAAAGAUAAAAUUAUGGAGUUACAAAAAAUGAAAAUAUUAUAGAUUUUACUCUAACUUUUAAUUCUCUUUAACCUUUUGAAAUUAGUUGUAUUAAUAUAAUUGCUAAACAUAAUAAUUUA